Messenger RNA from Psylliodes chrysocephalus, 1569 nucleotides. The record is from the annotation of a GenBank genome assembly. NCBI's taxonomy places the organism in Eukaryota, Metazoa, Arthropoda, Insecta, Coleoptera, Chrysomelidae.
GUAUAUAAGUGUUCUGUGAAAGGCAUCCACGAGAAAUCUGGCCACACUGGUAAAAUAAAUAUAUUGUUGGAUUCUUCCACGAUUCUUCCUUGUUUGUGUAAUUCGUUUCUCGAUAAAAGUUUUUUUUGCAGUUCUGAACCAAACCAUCACAAUUCGAAAAAUAUGAUACAAUAAAAGGAUACAAUUUAUAAAAUCUGGAAUUAAUACAAUGGAAACUCAAUCAGAAGACAACUUACACUUAAAAGAUCGGGCUCUGAAUAAAAUUAUAUUUGGUGAAGAAUUAUUGAAGUCCAUAGAAAGUUACAAACACAUUGAAGGUUCUCAAAAACUAUGUCGUAAAAUUAACCAAGAAUUAAAGUUUUUGAGAAAGGCUUAUAAAAUUAAUUCAUUGAAAAAAGAACACCUACAAUGUUCAAAUCUUACUCAUUUCAAUGCACUCAUAAAUACUCUUAAAACAGUGGAUAAAUGUCAAAAUUUGAACAAAGUAUUUGUGUUGGAAGAUAGAAAGAUAACAGUUGAUAUAAUAAGUGAUGGUGGUCUAACAUGGACAAAAGUAAUUGCUAGGAAUCCAAAAUCUGUCAGCCAAAUAUGUAUGGGAAAUGCUAGUUAUGGUGUCAGAAGUAUUAUUGAUCAAGCCCAGGAUUAUGUGGAAUGUGCUAAGCUUCAUCCUUGUUUAUUUCAGUCCCCCAAGAUAAUUUUUGUGUUUACCAAUGGAGUAGGCAGUCAUAUAGCAGUUAAACUAGAAUCAUUUGGAAUUAUCGUGCAAGGUGAUAGAGUUAAUGAUACUCCUUUAGAAUUGGAUUCAGAUAGUGAUAUAGAAGAAGAAUACCCAACCUAUUUCAGAAUUUCUAAUGUGUCUGAUUUAUCCACAAAAGACAUAGCAAACAUAAACAAAGUAAACUUAGAUGUUUCUGCGAUGUUAGCAUAUUGCAGUUCUGUUACAAAUGGUAGUGCUGAAUUAUAUGACUUUAAUGUUCCAGUCCUAAAACAGCAAGCUGAAUGGGAAAGGCUAAGGCCACAAAAACCUAUUUUAGAUGCCUUUUUUAAUGGAAAAACUCUUUAUUGUUGUCAAACUGCAAAAGAUAAUUUCGUAAAUAUUGUUGAAACAGUUGGAGGACCUACUGAAAAAAUUAGAGCAGAAGAAUUAAUGAAAAAACUUAUAAUAUUACCAGAUAAUGCUGAUAAUACUCGUACAGAUAGUGGAGAACAGUUUAGAGACAUAUUUGAUAAAGUGCAAUAUAAUGAUGAAAAAAUUCUCAAAGUUGGAGGAAAAAUUAAGAAAAGGUCUUUCAUCAUUUUCACUUUUGGAGAUAGGAUUCAAGCUGUUACUGUAACUGCCAAUGAUGGUUUUGUUAGAGCUGCUAAACAACAGGGAAUCAAUUUUGUAGUUUUUGUUCAUGAAUCAAGAGCUUUAACUGAACAAAAAGAAAAAGUUAAAGCCAUACCUAUUGAAAAAUAAAAAUCUAUUCAAUAGGUUUAAAUCGUCAUUGAGUGCUGUGAGUUGCCUUUUAUUGCAAUUUCAAUUUUAUACUUUUAUUACUUUGAAAUAAUAUAUUGAUUAAUUAAAUA